CAAUCCUCCACAAGACAGACAACUAGUGUUGCUUUGUCUUCAGAGAGUGCGAAUGAUAGCUUGAACGAAGAAGAAACUUUGGCUUCGCAACGGAAAAGAAAAAAAAGAGUGCCAAAGAAUUGUUCUUGGAUCAUUCGCAGAAUGAUAAGAGCAGCCAUUUUGUUUGGGGUUCUUCUCGCGGCCUUUGUUCAGGCGGAAGACUGGGCAAUUCACGUUCCCGGAGGCAGCAAAUUUGCUGAUGAUUUAGCAAAAGGCCACUCUUUAGAGAAUCUGGGUGAAGUCAUACCAGAGUCGAACAUAUUCCACAUUAGAGUGCCGAAACACUCUCGAUCUAAACGAGACACUGCUUCAUUGAAGAUAAUCCAUGAUUCUUUGGAAUCUCACGAUCAAGUGGAGUGGUUGGAACACCAGAAUACUCCAUUGAAGAGAGUGAAGCGCGGCCCUCUACCACCUUUGGAACCUAACCGUUUUCUAUCCCCUCGACAAAGUCAAGGCCCUCUUUGCUUUGUCAACACCAUCGGUAAAGGCGAAGCGGGUCCCAAGAGGUGCGUGUUCCCGUUCCAAUUCAAGGACAAGACUUACCUGAAAUGCACGUCUGAUCACUCCUCCAAUGGAGCUCCUUGGUGCGCCACAGAAGUGAGGCCUGAUGGAGAGGUAAUCCCUGGUCAAUGGGGGGAUUGUGAUGAGGAGUCAUUUCAAUGUUUCAAUAUCAAACCGGAAAGUGGGCCCUCCAGGCCUAGCCCUCCAAGACAAUCGCUACCCCAAACAUUGGCUGGCCCGAGGCUACCUCCAGGAGCAUCAUUUCUCAAAGGCCGACUCCCCCGACCUUUUCCUUUUCAACUUGGCCAAGAUCAAGGUGGGUUUGGCAGACCACAGGGACAGGGUGGUCCACCUAGAGGAUUCCCACCCCAAGGUCGACCUCGGCUACCUUUAAGCAACGAUCCCAGAUUUGGAGGCCCCGGAGGAAAAUUGCCCCCUUUUUUCCAAGGUGGAUUUCCUAAUGGUGGCGGUGCCGGCAGGCUUCCAUUCCGUGGCCCACCGCCCCCUGGGGCCCAAGGAACGGUGAAUUUCUAUGAAAAUGAGAUCGAUCAGCCGUCCAAUCUGAGUGCCUUGAAAACGAAACUGGACGAUCCAGCGUGGCCGAGCAUGUGGUUCUUAAACCGAGGAGGCGAAUCAAUGGAUAUGAAUGUGGAAGACGCUUGGGAACAGGGCUAUUCUGGCAAAGGGGUGAAAGUGACCAUUCUGGAUGACGGCAUUGAAGUCUCCCAUCCCGAUUUGAAGGAUAACUACGACCCUAAAGCCAGCAUUGAUUUCAACGAUAACGAUGCUGACCCUUCUCCCCGAUAUGAUCCAUUCAACUACAACAAGCAUGGAACCCGAUGCGCAGGAACCGUUGCCGCUUCAGCCAACAAUAGCCAAUGUGGCGUGGGAAUCGCGUUUAAUGCCAAAGUGGGUGGGAUCCGGAUAUUAGAUGGACCCAUUGUGGACAUGCUGGAGGCCAAAGCUCUCAGCUAUAACCGGGAUUACAUUGACAUUUACUCGGCGUCUUGGGGACCUGAUGAUAAUGGCGAGACUGUGGAUGGACCCGGAAAACUGGCCAAAAAAGCAAUCGAGGAGGGAAUAGCCAAAGGUAGAUCAGGAAAAGGCUCCAUCUUUGUCUGGGCGUCGGGUAACGGUGGCAAGCAUGCCGAUUCUUGCAAUUGCGAUGGCUAUACCACUUCAAUUUACACCUUGAGUGUGAGCUCUGCCUCAGAAAAUGGGCUCAUUCCGUGGUACUCCGAAAGUUGCUCGUCUUCCUUGGCCACCACUUACAGCUCUGGCUCUAAAACUGAAAGAAAAGUCGUUACCACUGACCUCCGCGGAGGUUGCACCAACAAGCAUACGGGUACCAGUGCGAGUUCGCCUAUGGCGGCCGCAAUUGUGGCCUUAACUUUGGAGGCCAAUCCCAAUCUGACUUGGAGAGACGUCCAACAUGUAACGGUCAGAUCAGCCCGACCGGAGGGCAACCUCAAGGGAGGCAAUUGGAGAACGAAUGGCGUUGGCAGAAUGUACUCCCAUGCCUUUGGCUUCGGGCUGAUGGACGCAGGGGCGAUGACGAGACUGGCCAAGGACUGGACGACCGUUCCGGAGCAAUUCAAGUGUACAACUGCCCCUGGAGCUUUAGCGGAGCCACUUGAAAUCCUGCCGGACACCGAGCAAAGGAUUGUCCUGAAUGCUCAGGCUUGUCAAGGCAUCAAAUUCAUUGAGCAGAUUCAUCUUCAUAUCGAUUUGAAGUCUCUAGCCCGCAGAGGACAGCUAUCUGUCAUGCUCAUCUCGCCAAUGGGAACCGAAUCUGUCCUCUUAGCUCCUCGACCCAAGGACCGAAUCCGAAGUGGAUUGGACUUGUUCAGCAAAUGGCCAAUGAUGUCGGUCCACUUUUGGGGCGAGAGUGUUUUGGACACUGACACCUCCAGCAGUGAUUGGACGCUGUUGAUUAGAAACACCGGGGACCGGGAAUCUACUCUUAAUGACUUCCAAAUCUCUUUUUACGGUACGGAGACCGAUCCACAACCGGAGAAUACACAAGGAUCCCAAAGUGAGGACGCUGCCACCACCGCAAGCAUUCCUAGAAUUGAUAUUCAAGAUGAAGCCACAACAGCCGGAGGUGAGGGGGAGCAAAUGGAACCCGAAAUAACUACUUUCCGACCCCAGGUUCAAGUCCCUGUGGAAGUGGGUGCUCCCAUUGGCGACUCGAAUGUCCCCGAAGAUGUAGAGCUGAUUGAUAUGACCAACAAGCCUUUGAAGCUUCAGAAUCAGAAUCAAGACAUAGAGGACGAGGAAAAGUACAAAGAGGGCGAAGAGAACGAACAAGAGUUCGAAGGAGAUAAUGACGAAAACGAAGAGGGAGGAGAGGAAGACAGUUUGGCGACUCCCAAGUCCUCAGCCAGAAAAGCUCGAGUGCAAGAAAUUCAUCCGGAUUCCUACAUUGACUUUUCGUCUCCCGCGUGGCAAGGUGCCGAGAUCCCAACCAACUAGAUACCCUCAAUUAUUUUGGCCACGAGCUCUUGGCAUGCAAAUUGGAAUACUCAAACCUGUGGCUCUCGAUCACCGCGACACAUCCACUUUCAACACGGCUAUUGCAAUGAAUCCAGAAGUUCAGUCACCAAAACAUAUAUUUUCUUAUGUUGAUAGAAGACAUAUUAAUAUAUAUUUUUGACAUAACUUGAAA
Molecule: messenger RNA, 3208 nt
Organism: Tigriopus californicus
Lineage: Eukaryota; Metazoa; Arthropoda; Copepoda; Harpacticoida; Harpacticidae
Product: furin-like
Exons: 1
Coding region: 142-3015 (957 amino acids)
Biological process (GO): peptide hormone processing
Cellular component (GO): trans-Golgi network; Golgi membrane
Molecular function (GO): serine-type endopeptidase activity
Source: RefSeq, a predicted model, not a curated record